AUGUCAGCCGAUGGCUCGGAAACCUCGUCGGUCGUAAUUUUGUUCAGUAAACCUGACAAGGUUUUAAAUGAUUUCAGCCGACUUUCAGAUAUUGUGGCAUGGACCCACUACAUUGGCGGACCUGGUCGACAAGGUCGAUCAAUGUCGGCCUCGGGGUCUAAGCUGCUGGAGCCACUGAACGAAGUCCUGGAUCGAUGCAACAUUCAACAGGUUUUGGGGGCCAUCAGGGCCAUCGACAUGGGACCCGAGGCAAGCCAUCACCUGAUUCAUAUUGUGGCUGGCGAGAAGUUUGACAAGACGGACCUAACAUUUGCUUCAAAGCGGGGUGGCAAGUUCGAUGUGGUACCGUUGUACCCGGAGACUUUGCAGCGGGGUGAGGAGGAGAAGCUGGUCAUCCAGGCCUGCACGGAGUUUAAGAGCUUCACAGACGAUGUGGCCCAUUAUAUGACCAACACUAUCAAGAACACGUACUUGAAGCCCAAGUCUGCCAGUUUCCCCCUUAUUGAUGCCCUUAAGGCGGGCAAGGACAUGAAGCCCAGCCUCUACUUUGUGGUGGAUCCUGAUGUGUAUGGCAGCCCAUUAGCCCUCGGCUCGUACUAG
Volvox carteri f. nagariensis is the source of this 600-nucleotide messenger RNA. RefSeq lists its product as uncharacterized. The record is from RefSeq and is a predicted model, not a curated record. The transcript is spliced from 5 exons. NCBI's taxonomy places the organism in Eukaryota, Viridiplantae, Chlorophyta, Chlorophyceae, Chlamydomonadales, Volvocaceae. Bases 1 to 600 code for a protein of 199 amino acids.